AUGGCGAGUGGCCAAGUCACGACGCGAGAAUCUUUCAUAUUGGACGUCGCAGCGGGCUUGCAGCGUGCUCCUAUGGCCACCCGUCUGACGCCGCACAUCUUGGCUCUCGUUGGUUGGGACAACCCAUACUCGGACCCCAUCCGCCGACAGUUCAUUCCUCUUGCCUCGGAAUCACAGCCAGAUCAUCCCCAACUUCAGCUUGAUUCGCUAUCUGAGAGUAGAGACUCCCCAGUGAAGGGGCUGGUUCACCGUUAUCCCGACAAGGUGCUAUUUCUAGCAAGCUCAGUGUGUCCCGUCUAUUGUCGUUUCUGCACGCGGUCGUAUUCCGUCGGCGCAAAGACGAAGACUGUGUCCAAGAAACGGUUCCUCCCGCUACUCAAGUACUGGGAGCCGAUGUUUGACUACAUUUCACAGACAACGGCAGUGACUGAUGUUGUGGUUUCCGGUGGGGAUUCAUUCUUCUUGGAGCCCGCGCAGCUACGUGAGAUAGGGCACAAGCUUUUAGAAAUCGAGCAUGUGCGUCGUAUCCGGUUCGCCAGUAAAGGGCUGGCGGUGUGUCCCUCGCGGAUAUUACAUCCCAAUGAUAAAUGGACUGAAGCACUGAUUGAAACCAGUGAGCUUGGGAGGAAAUUAGGAAAGAGUGUAGCGCUCCACACACAUUUCAACCAUCCACAAGAAAUCUCGUGGAUCACGGAACGAGCAGCACAACGGUUGUUUGAGAAUGCGAUUACUGUGAGAAAUCAGACAGUCUUGCUCCACGGAGUGAACAAUGAUGUUGACACUAUGAAAUUGCUGAUUCGCCGAUUGGCCGACAAUAAUAUUCAACCGGUAUGGUUAUGCUCUCUCUUGUUGACCUUGUGCUAA
Molecule: messenger RNA, 864 nt
Organism: Penicillium coprophilum
Lineage: Eukaryota; Fungi; Ascomycota; Eurotiomycetes; Eurotiales; Aspergillaceae
Product: KamA family radical SAM protein
Exons: 2
Coding region: 1-864 (287 amino acids)
Source: RefSeq, a predicted model, not a curated record